AUGGCUUCUUCUUUGCCACAUCUUGUAUGGUUUGUGGCUAUACUUUUGAUAUCCAAUAGUGUAGAAGCAAGUCAUAAACCUUAUUCAUGGAGAAAAUACUAUAGUUACAAGUCAGCACCAACGUCUACGCCUAACCCUGACAAGUCACCAGGUCAAUCAUCUCCAUCACCACAACUAUCAUCCUCAGAUUAUUACAUUUCUAGUCCACCAUCACCUUUAGGGUGGUUCUCUCCUCAACCCUCACUAGUGCCUUCACCUACACCAACCUCAUCACCACUAUCGCCGUCUCCAAAUGAUUUUAGUUCCCCUCCCUCACCUUCAAAAUGGGCAUGGGAACCAUCUCCUAGUUAUACGAUAUCUCCUCAAUCAUCGACUGUACUUACACCUUCUAAUCCUGACCAGUCUCCACCAUCACCUACAGAAUGGUUCUCUCCUCGAGCUUCCCCAGUGCCUUCACCAGCUAUAUUAUCACUAUCACCAUCACCCUCACCUUCAAGAUGGGCCCCAUCCCCAUAUUCCUAUUCAUGGGAACCAUCUCCUAGUUAUACGACAUCUCCUCAAUCAUCGCCUGUACUUGCACCAUCUAAUCCUGACCAGUCCCCGCCAUCACCUAUAGAAUGGUUCUCUCCUCGACCUUCCCAAGUGCCUUCACCGGCUAUAUCGGCACUAUCACCAUCACCCUCACCUUCAAGAUGGGCCCCAUCCCCAUAUUCCUAUUCAUGGGAACCAUCUCCUAGUUAUACGACAUCUCCUCAAUCAUCGCCUGUACUUGCACCAUCUAAUCCUGACCAGUCCCCACCAUCACCUAUCCAAUGGUUCUCUCCUCGACCUUCCCCAGUGCCUUCAACAGUUACAUCACCACUAUCACCAUCACCUUAUGAUAACAGUUCACCACCCUCGCCUUCAGAAUGGGCACCAUCUCCUCAGUCAUCGGUUGUACCUGUACCUGCACCUGCACCUUUGUAUUCACCACCACCAUACUACUAUAAAUCUACACCUCCUCCAUCACCAUCUCCCCCUCCUCCUUAUUACUAUAACUCUCCUCCCCCACCAUCACCUUCUCCUCCUCCUCCAUACGUUUACAAGUCACCACCACCACCAUCUUCACCUCCACCUCCUCCAUAUUACUACAAUUCACCACCGCCACCAUCUCCAUCCCCUCCUCCUCCAUAUUACUACAAUUCACCACCACCUCCAUCUUACUAA
This is a messenger RNA of Solanum pennellii, 1206 nucleotides long. RefSeq names its product extensin-2-like. The transcript has a single exon. The record is from RefSeq and is a predicted model, not a curated record. NCBI's taxonomy places the organism in Eukaryota, Viridiplantae, Streptophyta, Magnoliopsida, Solanales, Solanaceae. The coding region runs from base 1 to 1206 and encodes 401 amino acids.